Sinocyclocheilus anshuiensis is the source of this 1710-nucleotide messenger RNA. Its product is annotated as eIF-2-alpha kinase GCN2-like. Lineage: Eukaryota; Metazoa; Chordata; Actinopteri; Cypriniformes; Cyprinidae. Gene Ontology annotation, biological process: negative regulation of cytoplasmic translational initiation in response to stress; regulation of translational initiation by eIF2 alpha phosphorylation. The transcript has 12 exons. Gene Ontology annotation, cellular component: cytosol; nucleus; cytoplasm. The record is from RefSeq and is a predicted model, not a curated record. The coding region runs from base 1 to 1710 and encodes 569 amino acids. Gene Ontology annotation, molecular function: eukaryotic translation initiation factor 2alpha kinase activity; ATP binding.
AUGAGUUCUGUGUGUGUUUGCUCCUCAGACACGGGUGUUGAUUUCGCCUCCACGAUCGUCCCAUGCAGUCACCUCCUCAGCGCCCCCUUCAGUACGGAGGUGCAGAAGCAGUUCUCGCGCUACUACAACGAGUUCUCAGAGCUGCAGCUGCUGGGGAAGGGAGCGUUCGGGGCUGUUAUAAAGGUUCAGAAUAAGCUGGAUGGCUGUUAUUACGCGGUCAAGCGGAUCCAGGUGAACCCGGCUAGCAAACAGUUCCGGCGGAUCAAAGGCGAGGUGACGCUGCUGUCACGACUCAACCACGAGAACAUCGUGCGUUAUUAUAACGCCUGGAUCGAGCGGCAUGAGACGCCGGCGACCGGAGCCGUAUCCAGCGACAGCUCCGAGACCGUCAGCAGCCCCGAGCGACCGCAGCGACCCACGGCUCCGGAGCGAAACGAGCUGGGACUGAUGGACAACAUCGAGGACGACGCUCCUCCGCCGGCCCUCGCCAGCUCAGUGGAGUGGAGCACGUCUCUGGAGAGAUCGUCCAGCGCUAAAUGCAGCGCUGCAGACUCCACCGACGACGAGGAGGAUGAUGAUGAAGAGGAGGAUGUCUUCUGUCCCUCCUUCCUCCCUCCUGACAGCGACUCGGAGAGCGACAUCAUCUUCGACAACGGAGACGCCAGUGUGCUGCAGGAGAAAGCAGCAGAUCCGCUGGAGAGCUCCGACUCGGAGAAGCCGCUGCUGAUCGCGCAUUACCUGUACAUACAGAUGGAAUACUGUGAAAAAAGCACUUUGAGAGACACGAUCGAUCAGGGCUUGUAUCAAGACGUCAGUCGCCUCUGGAGGCUCUUCAGGGAGAUUCUGGACGGUCUGUCCUACAUCCACGAGCAGGGAAUGAUCCACAGAGACCUGAAGCCUGUCAAUAUCUUCCUGGAUUCUCAGGAUCACGUGAAGAUCGGAGACUUCGGCCUGGCGACGGAUCAUCCUGCUAAUGUGGCUGCAGGUAAACUAGAGGUGGAGGAAAGCAACUCAGGGUUUGACCCAAAACCAGAUCCAACAGAUAACAUUACUGGUAUGGUUGGUACGGCUCUUUAUGUCGGUCCAGAGGUUCAAGGAAACACUAAAGCCACUUAUAACCAGAAGGUGGAUCUGUUCAGUCUGGGCAUCAUCUUGUUCGAGAUGUCUUACAGACCCAUGAGCACAGCAUCUGAACGCAUCUUUGUGCUCAGUCAACUCAGGAAAGAGUCGAUUAAUUUCCCUGAAGACUUUAACGAGAACGAGAGUGAAAUGCAGAGGAAGGUAAUCAGCUGGCUGUUGACUCACGAUCCGGCGCUGCGACCGACGGCGGUGGAGCUUCUGAAGAGCGAUCUGCUUCCUCCGCCGCAGAUGGAGGAGUCCGAGCUGCACGAGGUGCUGCAGCACACCAUGGCUAAUGUCAGCGGCAAAGCCUACCGCACCAUGGUCAACCAGCUCUUCUCCCAGAACAUCUCGCCCGUCAUGGACUUCACUUACGACAUCGACAUUCACAAGGGCAGUUUUCAUUUCAACACUGCUAAAGUCCAGCAGUACGUGUACGAGACGGUCACCAGGAUCUUCAGACGACACGGUGAGACGCACAGCAUUCUGGGUCGUGUUUCCGCUCUCAUACUUCCUGUUCCUCUGCUUCGCCAGCCGAUGCUGGAGCAGGAGUUACGAUUUGCAUUAAAAAUGGGAUGUUGGAAGACAUAA